AAAGCAGCCAGUGUCUGCGGUGGAUCGUCGCAGCCCGCCGCGGUUAGUUUGAAGCAUUAAUCGGGACCAUGGUUCAGCACACGGAGCAUGCCGGGACGGGCAUUACCACCGUGUCCCGCGACGCGCCUGACCCGGAGGAGAGCGAGCUGCUGGCGGCCUCGGCGUGUAGCCCCGUGCCGCUGAAGCCGGACUGGUGCAAAACAGCGACCGGCCACAUUAAACGGCCCAUGAACGCGUUCAUGGUGUGGUCCAAGAUCGAGAGGAGGAAGAUCAUGGAGCAGUCCCCGGACAUGCACAACGCGGAGAUCUCCAAGCGGCUCGGGAAGCGGUGGAAAAUGUUAAAAGACACCGAAAAGAUCCCGUUUAUCCGGGAGGCGGAGCGGCUCCGGCUCCAGCACAUGGCGGACUACCCGGACUACAAGUACCGGCCCAAGAAGAAACCCAAGACGGACGGGUGUGCGUUUCAGGCGGGGAAGCCAGCCGCUCCGUCCCCCGAGAAAAGCAGCGUCAGGCCGGUUAAUAAGAACCCUGCUGCCGCCAAGAAAUUCUCCAAGUUGAAGCCAAGCAAGCCGGUGGUCGGGCCCAGCAGGGCGGGCAGCCACCUCCCGCAGCACCAGCACCCCGACCCCCGGUACCGCUACGUGCUGACCACCAGCAUUAAAACCAGCAAGCCGGUUAAACGAGAGUUUACCGACGACGAGGAGGAGGACGAAGACGACGACGAGGAGGACUCCGAGGAGGAGCGGGAGUUCAAAGCGGAGGAGGAGGACGUGCCGUCCUGGUACAGUCUCGCCAAAGUGCCGCCCAGCCGGAGCUCCGCCGCCGCCGCCGAGCCGGAGGGGACCAGCGUGUACGAGUCGUCCGGCCGCCUCUUCUACAGCUUCAAGAACAUCACCCGGCAGGGCGCCAGCACCCCCUCCUACCCGGCCUCCCUCUCACCAGCAUCCUCGUCCCGGUCCGGCUCCACCUCCUCCUCCUCCUGCUGCGGGGAGGACCUGGACGACCUCCCAGCGGAGGGGGCCGACUUCACCCUCAGCUUCCUGGGCGGCUUCCACCCCUCCUCCGAGCCGUGGAACUCGUCCUCCAGCUCGGUCCCGGGGAACCUGAGCCUGUCCCUGGUGGAUAAAGACCUGGACUCGUGCAGCAGCGAGGGCAGCCUCGGCUCCCACUUCGAGUUCCCGGAUUAUUGCACCCCGGAGCUCAGCGAGAUGAUCGCCGGGGACUGGCUGGAGGCCAACUUCUCGGACCUGGUGUUCACUUAUUGAUCCCACGGAGGGGUUAUUGAUUAUUAUUAUCAUUUUUUGCAUCUGCCUCGUCUGCCCCGGAGCCGGUUCUGGAGGUUCUGGCGCUCCAGGGCCAGUCAGGGACCGGGGCGGUGUGGCUGCUGCUGCUGCCCGGCCUCAGUGCUCGGGGAGGGGGGGCGGAGGGCGUCUGGUCUGGACUCGGUACUUCACAUCAACAGGGUUUUAUGGAUUUAGUUUCUGUUGCUCGGGUCUGAACCGGGACCCGGACUAUGCAUUCCCACCCAGACCCACUAUGAACACUACGAUCAGGAGGUUUGUGUUGCUGCAGGACUCUUUUAUGACUCUUCUGAGUUUCAAACACCUUUUCUCUGAUUUCAUGUGUUUUGGGUUUUCCAGCUCCUUAGAAACCCAAACUGAGCACAGGUAUGGCAGGAAACAUUUUUUGAUAUUUACAUAACCAAACAUACCUCAUCUUUUUAAACUAUCCAGAAAUAAGAAACUAUUUUCAGGCAUAUUUUUGUACAGUCAAAGGGAAUGUCAGGCACUUGUUCUUCUUCUUCUUCCACUGUUACUCUGAAUAUUCUUUGUUACUGAGCAUGUGAGGGUUCAAAUCCCAGCCGGCCUGCCUUGCUUUAAUGCCUUGCAGUUGUUUUAAAGGAUGUACAGACAGACCGUUCCAGGUUCCGUUGGGAGGACUGGUCAGAUCCAGGAUGUAUAUGUUGUGUAAAAUAGGUAAAUGUAGGCCUUUGUGUAUUUGGGUGUGAGUGAGUCCCUGACAGCAGGAGAGAAACUGGAUUUUCUGUUGCUUCUUAUUUUUGUAUCACUUCAUCAGCGGCACAUGUUUGUUUUUGCUCAUUAUUUUUUGUGCAAUAUAAUAAGAAAAGAGGGAAGAAAAAAAAAACACACAAAAAAACAAAAUAAAGGGCCAUCCAGAGUUUUUUUUGUAGCACAAGGGAAACUGCGUGAACUUGUCCUUUUUUGAUGAAGUCUGUAUGUGACACUGAAUAAAUCAGCUGGAACUGA
Stegastes partitus (bicolor damselfish) is the source of this 2267-nucleotide messenger RNA. RefSeq names its product transcription factor Sox-11-like. Gene Ontology annotation, cellular component: nucleus. The record is from RefSeq and is a predicted model, not a curated record. Gene Ontology annotation, biological process: negative regulation of transcription by RNA polymerase II; positive regulation of transcription by RNA polymerase II; brain development. Gene Ontology annotation, molecular function: DNA-binding transcription activator activity, RNA polymerase II-specific; RNA polymerase II cis-regulatory region sequence-specific DNA binding. The transcript has a single exon. Lineage: Eukaryota; Metazoa; Chordata; Actinopteri; Pomacentridae. The coding region runs from base 69 to 1265 and encodes 398 amino acids.